This is a messenger RNA of Pseudogymnoascus verrucosus, 1844 nucleotides long. RefSeq lists its product as uncharacterized. The record is from RefSeq and is a predicted model, not a curated record. The transcript has a single exon. Gene Ontology annotation, molecular function: flavin adenine dinucleotide binding; N,N-dimethylaniline monooxygenase activity; NADP binding. Lineage: Eukaryota; Fungi; Ascomycota; Leotiomycetes; Thelebolales; Thelebolaceae. The coding region runs from base 1 to 1794 and encodes 597 amino acids.
AUGCCAGAAGACACUUUUGACCCAACUUUGUUAAAGGAAAAGUAUCGCGCGGAACGAGACAAACGUAUUCGCGACGAUGGUAUUAAACAGUAUCAGGGGAUCGAUACCAGCUCGUUGAAGCACUAUGUUGAAGAUCCAUACGCUGAGCCCGGGUUCAGUCGCACCCCAAUCGACGAAGAUGUCGAGUUCCUAGUGGUUGGAGGCGGCUUUGGCGGACAACUCAUUGCAGCACGUCUUCUUGAAUCUGGAACCACCAACAUCCGUAUCAUCGACAAGGCGGGAGAUUUUGGAGGAACCUGGUACUGGAACCGUUAUCCAGGAGCAGCGUGUGACCUUGAAUCAUAUAUCUAUAUGCCAUUGUUAGAAGAGCUCAACUAUAUGCCAACGGAAAAGUACACCAGAGCACCAGAGUUGUUUGAACAUGCUCGCAACAUCGGAAAGCAUUUCGGACUUUACGAUAAAGCCUUGUUCCAGACUGAAGUUCUCGGUCUGAAGUGGGAUGCGACUGCCCGUCAUUGGAUUGCAAGAACGAAUCGUGGCGACACUAUCCGUGCUCAGUUCGUUGCCACAGCGAGUGGCCCUCUUCAUAAGCCGAAGCUUCCUGGUGUUCCCGGUAUUGAGACGUACAAGGGACACAGUUUUCACACUAGUCGAUGGGAUUACGAUUAUACUGGGGGCAACACAACAGGAGGGUUGAGCAAAUUGGCUGAUAAGCGUGUUGGAAUCAUUGGAACUGGUGCCACGGCAGUCCAAUCAAUUCCCCACCUCGCUCGCGGGGCUGGUCACCUCUAUGUGUUUCAACGGACUCCAUCUUCGGUUGACAAGCGACUCGAUCAACCAACUGACCCAACGUGGGCAUCUUCAUUGACGAAAGGAUGGCAACAGAAAAGAAUGGACAAUUUCAAUAUCAUUGUCUCUGGAGGGCAUCAAGAUGAAGACCUUGUACAAGACGGUUGGACCGACAUCCUGAGAAACCUUUCAGUCCUUGGAGGAGCCGAUCAACCCACUGCAAAUCAAUCCUCCUCCUCUCUACAAAUGGCUGAUUUUCGAAAGAUGGAGCAAGUUCGAGCUAGAGUGGAUCAGGUCAUAAAAAACCCAGCGCUCGCGGAGAAGCUGAAGGCAUAUUAUAAUCAGUUCUGCAAGCGGCCCUGUUUCCAUGAUGAGUACCUCCCGGUUUUCAACCAAGAGAAUGUUAGCCUCGUAGACACAAACGGAAAGGGAAUCGAACGUGUCACUGAAAAUGGAAUUGUGGCAAAUGGUGAAGAAAUCAAGUUGGAUGCUAUCGUCUACGCCACCGGAUUCGAAUUCAGUACCGAUUACAGCAAGAGAAUUGGUAUUGAGAUUACGGGAGUUAACGGAACUACCCUUAGUGAAAAAUGGGAGGACGGUGAGAAAACAAGCACGUUGCAAGGAUUUUGGACGCGAGGCUUUCCAAACCUAUUCGUUGUUAGCAUUGUCCAGUCAGGCAUGACACCUAAUUUCUCGCAUAUGUUAGGUGAGCAAGCCAAGCACAUUGCCUAUGUGGUCAAAGAAUGUAGAGAAAGGAAGGUUAUGAGUGUUGAGGCGGAACAAGAGGCAGAGGAUAAGUGGGUCCAGACCAUUAUGGAGGGGGGGAAGUUGCAGGCAGAUUUUGUGAAGGAUUGUACGCCAGGAUACUACAAUCAGGAAGGCCAGAUUACGGACAGGGCUUUGCGAAAUUCUUCUUAUGGAUGGGGGUCUUCUGCUUUUAUUAAACUUUUGGAGGAUUGGAGGAAGAAUGGAGGACUUGUUGGGCUGGAGUUGACGAAAGCAUAGCUAGAUGCAUAGAAAAUGAUUAUAGCCUACUUUGGGCAGACAUAUACAGA